Cuscuta campestris is the source of this 2155-nucleotide messenger RNA. The record is from the annotation of a GenBank genome assembly. Lineage: Eukaryota; Viridiplantae; Streptophyta; Magnoliopsida; Solanales; Convolvulaceae.
AUAAUACGCACCGGCCCAGUUUAAUCCCUUCUUCACGCUCCCUUCAACAGCCUCUAGCCGCCCCUUGGAAGCCGCCACCUCAUCGCCGUCGCCUGUCUCCCAUGGCUUCUCCGGACUCUUCGAACCCCCUUCCCACCAACGACCAACCUAAAGAAGAAGAAGAAGGCCAGGAAUCUGUCGGAGUGAAAGUCUCCAAAAAGGAGGCUAAUAAGCUGGAGCGCCAGCGCCGCCGCCAGGAAGCCGCCGCCGCCGCUGCCCGUUUGUCAGCCGUCUCCAUCGACAACGCUCCCGAUCCACUCGCCGCCAACUACGGGGACAUCCCCAUGGAUGAGCGCAUGUCCAAGUCAGUCACCGGACGCAAGUGGACAUAUAUCAGCGAUCUGACGGCGGAAUUGAAGGACAAGGAGGUCCUCAUCCGCGCUAGGGUUCAGGCUAUUCGCGAGGUCGGGAAGAAAAUCGCCUUCAUUGUGCUCAGGAAGUGCGGCUUCACCGUGCAAUGCGUGUUGACUGUGGCACCUGAUCUCGUCAGUCCGCAGAUGGUGAAGUAUGCUACCAGCCUGAGCAAGGAAUCCAUAGUUGACGUGCUAGGAGUUGUCUCUAUCCCUAAUGUUGAAAUCAAAGGCGCUACUCAGCAGGUUGAAGUUCAAAUACGCAAACUGCAUUGUCUCGACAGGGCUGCACCAACACUACCUAUCAACAUAGAAGAUGCUUCAAGAAGUGAAGCUGACAUAGAAAAAGCGGCGCAGGAGGGGAAGCAACUUCCUCGUGUGAAUCAGGACACUCGUUUGAAUCAUAGAUAUAUUGAUACUCGUACUGAUGCUAAUCAAGGCAUCUUUCGUGUUCAAUCUGAAGUUGGAAAUGCUUUUAGGGAUUUUUUGCUAACUGAAGGAUUUUGUGAAAUCCACACCCCCAAGUCAAUUAAAGGCUCUAGUGAAGGCGGUGCAGCUGUCUUUAGAUUCUUAUACAAGGGCCAAGAGGCUUGUUUGGCACAGUCACCUCAGUUACACAAGCAAAUGGCUAUAUGUGGAGAUUUUAACCGUGUCUUUGAAAUAGGACCUGUUUACAGAGCAGAGGAUUCUUUCACACACAGACAUCUGUGUGAGUUUAUUGGGCUUGAUGUUGAAAUGGAGAUAAAUGAGCACUACUUUGAGGUGAUGGAUAUUGUCGAUAGACUAUUCGUAUCAUUGUUUGACAGAUUGAAUAAGAACUGCAAGAAGGAACUUGAUGCCAUCGGCAGGCAAUAUCCCUUUGAACCGCUAAAGUAUUCGAGGAAGACUUUACGUCUUACUUUUGAAGUAGGGGUUCAAAUGCUGAAGGAAGCUGGAGUCGAUAUUGAUCCCUUUGGAGACCUAAAUACCGAAUCUGAGAGAAAGUUGGGCCAGCUUGUUUUUGAGAAGUAUGGUACAGAAUUCUAUAUACUUCACCGAUAUCCAUUAGCAGUUCGUCCAUUCUAUACCAUGCCUUGCUAUGACAAUCCUGCCUACAGCAAUUCUUUUGAUGUCUUCAUCCGAGGGGAAGAAAUAAUCUCAGGGGCUCAGCGUAUCCAUAUGCCUGAAAUGCUGGCUAAGCGUGCAGAGGAAUGUGGGAUUGAUGUUAAAACAAUAUCAACAUACAUUGAUUCGUUCAGGUACGGUGCACCUCUACACGGAGGAUUUGGAGUGGGAUUGGAGCGGGUGGUGAUGCUCUUCUGCGCGCUCAACAACAUCAGGAAAACGUCACUAUUCCCUCGUGACCCGCAGAGGAUUGCACCAUGAUCAGCACAACGUACCAAAGCUGCAUCUUGCCAUAAUAAUAAUAAAAAUGAUAAUAUGGUGUAUGAUCUCCUCCUGUUCAAAGAAUCACAUAAUGUGAAUCUGCAUGCCCCUUUAUUUUGGAACCCAUACUUUCCUCUCUCAUAUAUAGAUAUACCGGAUGUAUUAAUUACUCCGUAUGUUUGUGUUAUUUUAAAUCGGAUAAGCUUACAUUUUACCGAUCAAGCAGUUUCUCUUUUUCUAUGUCUCUCUUUUUCCUUUCUCUGGUAAUAGUGGUCUUAUUAAGUAUACUCUUCUCUUGAAUAAGUAUUCAUUCAUUUUCACUAGAAUCCAUGCCAAAGGAGCUGGUAUUGUGCAAGCUAAGUGUCUGCACCUACCUUCUCCAUUAAAGCUAAACAUGGGGU